Messenger RNA from Papaver somniferum (opium poppy), 1038 nucleotides. Its product is annotated as 25.3 kDa vesicle transport protein-like. The coding region runs from base 164 to 820 and encodes 218 amino acids. Gene Ontology annotation, cellular component: SNARE complex; endoplasmic reticulum membrane; endoplasmic reticulum-Golgi intermediate compartment. The transcript has 6 exons. Gene Ontology annotation, molecular function: SNAP receptor activity. Lineage: Eukaryota; Viridiplantae; Streptophyta; Magnoliopsida; Ranunculales; Papaveraceae. Gene Ontology annotation, biological process: endoplasmic reticulum to Golgi vesicle-mediated transport; retrograde vesicle-mediated transport, Golgi to endoplasmic reticulum; vesicle fusion with Golgi apparatus. The record is from RefSeq and is a predicted model, not a curated record.
GGCCCGGGCAUUUUAACCCAUUCUUUUAGAGGGAGGAAUCACAUUUCAUUUCCAGGUGAAAGUAUUAGCAGCUGAGUUCCGUCGUCUAAAUUUUGAAACCCUAGAAAAUACAAAAGAAUUAUGACAUAGGUGGUGAUUAGUGAUCAUAUCAAGUAUUCUGAAGAUGGUGAAGCUCACAAUGAUAGCCCGUGUUACUGAUGGUCUUCUAUUAGUAGAAGGAUUGGAUGAUGUACGUAAUCUACAAGAUGCUGAUGUUUACAAGCACCAGGCUAAGGCGUUGUUUAAGAACCUGUCAAGUGGUCAGAAUGAUGCGUCAAGAAUGUCAAUUGAGACUGGUCCUUUUGUUUUCCACUAUAUUAUUGAAGGCCAUGUUUGUUACUUGACAAUGUGUGAUCGUUCUUAUCCUAAGAAGCUUGCUUUCCAAUACCUGGAGGACUUGAGAAAUGAAUUUGAACGUGUUAAUGGAAAUCAAAUAGAAACAGCUGCCAGACCCUAUGCGUUUAUCAAAUUUGAUACUUUUAUACAGAAGACCAAGAAACUGUACUUGGAUACUAGUACUCAACGGAACCUUGCCAAGUUGAAUGAUGAACUUUUUGAGGUGCACCAAAUAAUGACUCGGAACGUUCAAGAAGUUCUUGGUGUCGGUGAAAAAUUGGAUCAGAUCAGUCAAAUGUCGAGUCACUUAACCUCUGAAUCUAGCAUAUAUGCGGAUAAGGCAAGAGAUCUAAAUCGACAGGCGUUGAUUCGUAAAUGGGCGCCAGUUGCCAUAGUGUUUGGUAUUGUCAUCCUCCUCUUUUGGGUCAAAACAAAGAUAUGGUGAUUCUACCAUCACUAGUGGUGCACUGCCAGUUCUAGCUGAGUUUGUAGUUUUUGAUAAUUGUAAAAUGCCAAUGUAGAUUUCUCACCCGCAAUUUAGACUGGUCCAGUUCUCUCCGUAAUAAGUAAUGACUAUGUUCUAGUUUUUUUUGUUUGCACAUCUACAAUGUAUCAACUAAGUCCAUCAUAUUACACCUCAAUGCAUAUAUUACAGAUCUGGGG